Grosmannia clavigera kw1407 is the source of this 1779-nucleotide messenger RNA. RefSeq names its product major facilitator superfamily MFS-1. Lineage: Eukaryota; Fungi; Ascomycota; Sordariomycetes; Ophiostomatales; Ophiostomataceae. The coding region runs from base 1 to 1779 and encodes 592 amino acids. Gene Ontology annotation, cellular component: membrane. Gene Ontology annotation, biological process: transmembrane transport. The record is from RefSeq and is a predicted model, not a curated record. The transcript has 4 exons. Gene Ontology annotation, molecular function: transmembrane transporter activity.
AUGGCCCACCACCAUACCACUGCAGAUACUGGCGUGCUAUCACAGACGCUGUCUCGCCGCAGCGUGGCAGCCAACCUUGCUGUGACAGACGAUGAUGAGUCUGUUUACAGCACCGACAAGCUGCCCUACUCCAAGUGGCGCUGCAUCGCCCUCGUGGCCACUGUGACUGGCGCUAGCUUUUCUAAUACACUCUCGAGCCAGGCUGUCGUCAUCAUUCUACCGACCAUCGGAAGCGACCUCGGCAUCCCGUACAGCCGCCAGCAGUGGAUCGUCUCGGCGUACUCGCUGACCUUUGGCUGCUUUUUGCUGCUGUGGGGACGCAUCGGUGAUGUCUUUGACAAGAAGACCGUCUUCCUCGCCGGUUCGGUCUGGGUUACAGCCAUGACCGUGGCCAAUCCUUUUGUCCGUAACGAGGGAGCUGCUGCUAAUGUGCCCACUGCCAUUGGCAUUCUUGGCACAACCUUCCCACCCGGCAAGGCGAAGAACUAUGCGUUCGCAGCAUAUGGUGCCGGUGCACCCUUGGGCAGCAUAUUUGGCAAUCUCAUCGGCGGCCUCAUCACCUCGUAUGUCGACUGGAAAUGGGUCUUUGGUGUAUUGGCCAUCAUGGUGGCCGUUAUUACCGUAGCCGGCUUCCUCAUCAUUCCGUCUCACCCUCCACUUCAGCCAGCAUCUGCAAACAGUGCGGAAUUGGAUGCAGUCCCAGCCAAAGCAGCCCUUGCGAGCAUUGACUGGGUCGGCGCCCUGAUUAUCACGCUGGGACUGGUGGGCCUUUUGUUCGCGCUGACGGAAGAAAAUGUGGUCGGCUGGUCGACGCCAUGGGUCGGCGUGAUCAUUGGCCUGUCGGUGCUGCUGAUGGUGGUCUUUGUGUUCUGGCAGCUGUGGCUGGAGCGACCGCACAACGGCCAAGGUCGACGGGCCGGUCAGAUCUGGCCGCCACCACCGUUGGUGCGCAUGUCCAUCUUUACCAAGUCACACGAGAGCGGCGGCUCGUCAUCGCUGUUUGUGGCAGCACUGGUGAUCAUGGCCUUCUUUUUCAGCUCGUUCAACGGCUUUCUCGUCUACGCGACCUACUUCUUCCAAGACUACCAGGACCUUAGCGCAAUCCAGACGACACUGCGCUUCAUCCCCACCGGUGUGGCCGGCCUGCUGACCUGCUUCGGCGUGGCCCAGCUGCUCAGCCGCGUGCCCACCUAUCUCUUGCUGCUCUUUGGAAACGCCUGCGUCGGCAUCAGCAACCUGCUCAUGGCCGUGCCCAUCCCGGCCGAGUCGACUUCCUACUUUGCCUACAGCUUUGAGGCCAUGGUCAUCUCGGUUCUCGGCGCCGACACGGCCUGGCCCAGCCUCGCCCUCUUCGUCUCCCACGCCCUCCCGUCCGAGGACCAGGCCAUGGGCGGUGCCCUCGUCAACGCCGCCGGUCAGAUCGGCCGUGCUAUCGGCCUUGCUGUUGCGACCGCCAUCCAGACCGCCGUCAUGGCCUCUUCUCGUGGCCGCUCUAUCGUCGAUGCCGGCCCCGUAAAGUCCCAUGAACACGCCACCCUCAUUGGCUUCCGUGCCGCCAACUGGUUCAACUUCGCCCUCAGCAUCGCCGCCAUUCUCGUCGUCCUCGUCGCCUUCCGUGGCUCUGGAAUUGUCGGCAGGGUUCCCUCGAAACCGUCCGCCCGCCCGCUGCGUGCCUCUCACUGCAACUCGCCCUCGACUACAGCUAAAUCAUUGACAGACACGGAGAUCGGCGUAAAGAGCCCUAUCCAGAUCCAAGACGGCCAUUUCGACGAGAUAUAG